Daphnia carinata is the source of this 5753-nucleotide messenger RNA. RefSeq lists its product as uncharacterized. The coding region runs from base 281 to 5062 and encodes 1593 amino acids. Gene Ontology annotation, molecular function: guanyl-nucleotide exchange factor activity. NCBI's taxonomy places the organism in Eukaryota, Metazoa, Arthropoda, Branchiopoda, Diplostraca, Daphniidae. The transcript is spliced from 12 exons. The record is from RefSeq and is a predicted model, not a curated record.
CUUCCAACAAUCGCUUCCUCGCUUUGCACUCUGUUGUCUUUUGGUUUUAGUUUUUUACUUCGAAUUUCGGGCUUUCAACAAGUCCCAAAUGAAACAGUCUGCUGCAAUUAUUUCUGUUUGUUGUACAUUUCAAUUCUAGUUGAAAAGAGGAUUUGCUAAUGUUGCAUUACCAUGUGCUGAAGUGAAAGUGUGUUCGUGAAAGAGUGAGAAGGAAAACAAAAUUGUUCUUUUUAUUGCCACUAAUCCACACACCUGAACGAAGAAAAAGUUUCCUUCUGGAAUGGAAUCGGUGCAGAAGCCACCGCGUAGUGGCCAUUUGGACGUCGGCGCCUCGUGGGACGACUUUUACGGUUCGUCUAGCGAUUUGGUUCCGACGCUAAUGGACAUCUUUGACUCGAUGAUUGGGAACCAACAGCACAACAUGUCGCCGCCCUCACCGACGUCAGAUUCCUCGUGUGCACCGGCAAUGACAGCCCAACCAGCCGCUACUAAUCAACAUCUUUCGUCGAAUCCGCAGCCGCGCCAUUUUCCCGUUUUGAAAAUCGUCGAACCUGGCGAUCCGUUGCCACCACCACUCACCAAUGGUGCGAUCAAUAACAACGUGACACGGUCUGGCGGCGUUCGAAAUGGAACGACGACUUCGUCUCCCCGCCGUUCCGUGUCUUUCCGUUCGUCUGAAUUGGCGCCAGGCAAUGCGGCGGGAGGCGGAGCUGGAACGGGAACGAUGACAUCAACGGCAUCGUCCAGGUGUGGCAGUUCGUCUUCCUCGUCGUCGUUGACGUCACUGGCGGCGCCGACCAGUGUCCAUUCGGCCACCUCGUCUUCGUCGACAUCGUCGACAUCGUCGGGCCAUUUGACCUCGUCGUUUGCCUCCUCCUCCUCCUGCCAUUUGACUUCGGCCGAAAGUCUGGACGACGCCGGUGGCGUUGGCGUCACGCUGGCGGCGGCCACCGCAUCGACUGGUGGUGCAGCCACGGUCGGGGCCGGUUCGGGUUCGCCCAGCAGGAGACCGCGGAGCAGCGCCGUCAACAGCGAUCUCCAUCACUUGAGGCACUCGGGCGACUCGGGUGACAGCGGCGUCAGCAGUCCAGGCCCGCCCAGUUCGGAAGCAUCCGAGCAAAAGCAUUCUGGCGAGGAGGAGGAGGAGGAGGAGGAGGAAGACGAUGGUGACGAUGGAUGCAGCGACAAUCUCUCCUACAUGGACCGCGUCGUCAUGGAAGUCGUCGAAUCUGAGGCCGUUUAUGUUCGCGAUUUGCAACAAGUCGUUGAGGGAUAUCUGUACUUUUGGCGAGAUGAAGGAGAGAGAGCGCCGUUGAGCUCGGAGCAGGCCGCCGCCCUGUUUGGCAACGUCGACGACAUAUACCGUUUCAACAGCCAGUUCCUAACGCAACUCCAGUCUUGCGGGCUCGAUCCCGUCGAGGUGGCCCGCUGCUUUGUCCGCAAUAAUUCCGGCUUCACCAUCUACACCGACUACUGCACCAACUACCCCAGGAAAGUGUCGGUGCUGACAGAUCUGAUGAGAAACGAGGCUGCCAGCCGGGCGUGCCGCGAGAGGCAGACGCAACUGCAGCACACGCUGCCGCUCGGCUCCUACCUGCUCAAGCCCGUCCAGCGCAUCCUCAAGUAUCACCUGCUGUUGCAGAACAUCGUCAAGCACUGCGAUCGGUCGCAAACGCCCGGCUAUUCGGACAUAAUCGUGGCUCUGUCGGCCAUGACGGGCAUAGCUCAUCACAUCAACGAUAUGAAGCGAAAGCACGAACACGCCGUGCGCGUCCAAGAAGUGCAGAGCCUCCUCGACGGUUGGCCCGGCGAGGAUCUGACCACCUACGGCGAAUUAGUGGCCGAAGGCUCUUUCCGCAUGUACGGCGCCAAAGCGCCCCGUCACGUCUUCCUCCUCGAUCGCAUGUUGCUCAUCGUUAAGCGCAAGGAGGACGGAACUUUGGGAUACAAAGCCCACAUAAUGUGUUCCAACCUGAUGCUGAUCGAGAGUGUUCCAGGAGAGCCGUUGAGUUUCCAUGUCAUCCCAUUUGACAACCCACGCCAACAGUACACCCUCGAGGCUAGGAAUUUGGAGCAAAAAAGGGAAUGGGCGCUCCAGUUGAAACGUGUCAUCCUGGAAAAUUACGAUGCUGUCAUUCCUCAUCACGCUCGUCAGUUGGUCCUUCAACUGGGCCAAGAUCAGCGAUGCAACCAAGAACGGCCGGCUAGCAACAGCGGCGGUCACAGUUUCGAGCGCGGAGAUUACGCUUACAGCGCCACCGCAAGCGCUGGAAGCAACAGCAAUACGUCGUCGGCAGUCCACCACGUCAAGAGACACCAACACUCGGCACCCGAGUACCUAGAAAGGCGUAAACACUCGACCGCGGGCUUGACGGCCAAAGGCAGAAGUCGCAAAGGCCGCAAAUCGAGCCAUGAUGGAUCCAGCCCGCGUGAAUCGCCGCUCAUUCCACGACGAUUGCGGAGGAGUUUGGACUCUCGAGAUAGGAGCGUCAGUCAAGACAGGAACGAUCUCGAUCACGAGCGUAAAUUCAGCACACAUAGCUGUCCAACGGCGGCGGAAACAGCUAAAAACAAGGUUCGCAAAUUCGGAGCGUGGCGGCGUCGUUCCGAGCCUUGCCGGGAAACGAGUCUGGCGGUGGACCAGACUGAAGCGGAACCAACGAGUACAAAUGCGGCUAGCAGCGAUGGCAAAGUGCGUGACGAACAGCCACGGGAAGUGAGCGGGAGGCUUGAAAUUGCCAGCCCGUCAUCGUCCAGGGCGCUGGCAGCCGACCCGGAACCCACGAUGCAACCGACUUGCUCACCGCAACAACUACAGCAACCGCAGCGAAUGGUCCCCGAGAGCCUGGAACGCAUCGUCGAACAGCUAGUGUUGCAGAAUGUCGAAAUCCAGCGGAUCCUCCAGCGCAAGAAGCGCAGGGCGGCCGAACGCCAGCCGUCCGCUUCGUCUUCGUCGUUGUCCUCUUCCCGCCCUUACACCCGGUCGGAAUCGACGACGCUGGACGAGGGCAUCUACGACACGCUCAUGUCGCCCUCCGCGCCAGAGAUGAUGGAAGCUGUUGAAGGCGUCCUGUCGGACAUGGACGGAGAUUACGUCACGAUACGUAACGUGGGAGACGGGCAUUUUAGUCGAUGUCAUUUACGCCGCUCUCUGGGUAAUAAGAUACCAGAAAGGAUGGCGGACUCGUCACACUUGGCCGGCGCUGGCCCGUUUCCAUCGCAGCAACAGCUGCAGAAGGCUACCCUUAGCCGUUCGCUGUCGUGUCCAGCGCGUGGUCAGCAAGCCGUUCGAGUGGUCAAGAAAUCUGAAGCGUCCGUCUCCGAGAGCUCCGGUGCUGGUGGCAACAGAUCACUGGCGGCCGUCGGUGGUCGCAUUCAGAAGCUUUUGAACCACAUCGGUUCGCCAGAUCACUGGUCGAACUGGAUUCGUUCCUUGUCGCCACCGCAACGUCGCAAUACUACACCCGGUGAACCAGAUGCCAGCAGCUGCAGGAGUCGGUCAAGGAGAGAUCCGAUCGAAUUAGAUGUCGAUCCGAUGAACAUAUCCACUAGCCCUUGCGUGCCUUCCGUAUGGCUCCAACUGCAGAGCGAGCAUCUAGCAGAGCCGGGCAAGAAGUCCGGUUCACUUCCCCGCAGUUUCCAGACUCCACCCGAUUUGAAAUCGCGUUGGAUGGAUCGACCAAUCACCAUCGCUUCUGAUAGGCCGGCUCCCAUAGACCUCCAAACAGACGCUUUAGAGCUGUACAUCCGCUCGCAACAAGAACGUCCAUCCGAUCAGACUGACCAGCACUCGGCAAACGAAGGGUUCGACGAUAGUUUGACCGACAUUCCCAGUACUCCCCGUGUCAGUACAGACAACAUCCACGUCCAUCCCGACUACAAGAUUUACCGAAGGAGUGCGUCGAAAUCAUCGUUGAAAACCGUGUUGUCCUCGGUGUCUUCUAAACUGCGUUCAGGAUCGGAACAUUUUUGGGGAUCGCUCUUCAGCCUGAGUCACGAUGAUAGUGCCGUCACUUCGCCCUCUUCCGCCGGCCGGCAACACAGCAAAGUGAUUCACUAUCUGGCCAACCGCUACGCGCUGUUGUUGAGGCAGCGUCACAAUAGUCUGCAGCACCAUAGCAAUCCGACGGCGGCCGCUCACAGUGCCGUCAUUGGGGCCCGUAUAGCUAAUUUGUCAGAUUCGGCCGAUUACGUCAUCCCCAAGUACAGCUCGCCCACUACACCCAGCUGUUAUUCGACAUCGCGUUCGGAUCUAUCCUCUUCCAAAUCGACGGUAUCCCUGGCGUCGAAGACGACCUGGUACGGUACGCUAGAAUCGACGAAAGAUGCCGCCAUGCAGAUGAUGAUGAUGAUGGACACUGACGAUUCCGGCAGCGAACAAGAAGACGAUGAAGAUUCUGCCACGGGCAUGGAUGGAUUUUUUUACGAGCGAGCUUUUGAAGCCGUGGAACAAUUGCUGGAUGGAGCUGCGGCCGACUGGUGCUGUCGUGACAGUGCGAUCUUUAGCGACAGGGACGAAACGGGCAGUGUGAGUGAGGCGGCCAUCGUCAAGACCAAACCGCCGCCGCCCCCUGUUGCGUCCAAAUCGCAAAGAGUCCACCACCAGCAGCAGCAAAGCCGACAUCGAGGUAUGGCCAUUUUAGAUCGGAUGCGAUCGCUCGAAGAAAAUGGCGGCGUUAAGUGCUCCGGCAAGGAGGUUUCCGCCAGCGCGUCGCUGGAAAAUUUGAAAUCCAUCAGCCAACGUCGUAUGGAGUUAACCCAGGCGUUUACGUCGUCCGGCAAACCGGGAGACGAGAGCGAGACCAGCUCUCAGCACUCGACGUCCACGGUCAACACGGUGGUGGAAGUCCAUCCGGCCGGAGGCGGCGGACUUGCUGACGAUUCCAUUGACCCUCAUUCGCCCAUUCAUCAACGCCGCAUGGGUGCGACGGGGAUGAUUCAGCCCCAGGUGAGGAAAGGCUUGGAAUCACCGCCAACAACUUCCGAAUCGGCCAACACUGUUCCUUUGCCUAAAGGAUGGGUGAAGCAUAUCAUCGGUAAAUUACAAGGCGACGCUAAAUAGCUUUUUCCUUGUUUUUUCUUAUUCGUUUUUUCAUUUCUUUUAGAAAAUAAGGGGGGGGGGGCAGAAUAAUGAAAACUAAUUUUGUUGCUUCUUUAUUAUGAGAAUAAGCCAGUGCAAUCCUUUUUGUUUACUAUUUACCUCAACGAAUCCUCCCCUUCCUCCUCUGCGUUUGACUUGAUGACACCAAGUCGACUGCCCAGUGGAAAGACACUGCGCAAUUCCUUUUGUAAUUGACAUUUAGAUUAUUUACUUUGCCAAACAGACACACACACGGAAUCGUAAAAAAAAAAAGAAAAAUAUGACAAAAAAAAGAAAGGUGAAGUCUUUUUCUCUAAUACCGAGAGCACUUGUUCCUGCCUCGUCAAGAAGCGGUGAACAUGUCGCAUUAAAAAAAAAAGCGCAAAUUGAUCUAUGAAUAUUACAAAUAAUAAUAAAAAAAAAAUUAACAUAACGAGUCGCGUAUUGAACGUAUCCCGCACAAAAAGAACAAUACUUGACGGGUAUGUUUUGUUUAGAAAUCCUAGCCUAUCGAUCAAACACUAACAUUAUUUACUACAACACGGUUAUUUAACACAUUCUUUACCCAACCUUCCGUACUUCAUACAUACACUUUGCUUUUACGAAUCGUUUCACUUUUGUACAUAAUACCCGACCUAGUCAGUUACAAGCAAUACAAGUUUCUAUCUAUCUA